CAGUGAGAAGCAGCCAGUCCUCUCCGGAGUGCGGAUUUGGGAAGAGGGACGGAUUUGGGAAGAGGGACGGAGCGGAAUUUUCUUUUUUUUUUGGCUCACAUGAAGAAUUUCUCUCAGCGACCAGCUGCUGCUGCUAAACCACUCCGGGGCCCGUGUCUAUGCAAUGUACUGAAGACUUCUAUUUCUGCCUUUUCCUCAUAAAACCGAGUCUGGGAUUCUCCGCCGUCAUUCUUACUCAUUCCGGUGAAUGGAACUGUUUUUCACACCAAGAAACACUUCAAGCUGUUUUAAUACGAGAAUAACUGAAAAACACUGAGCAGGAAUAAUUACGGAAAUAAGCCACCUGUUAAUCCCUGUGAGACAAAGUCAUGAAGAUCUUCCAGCGCGCCGCGUGUUUAUUUAUUGGAUCACUAUCAUGUCUAAUAGACUUCUGCUUCCAACAACUCCAAGCGGGCGCUCCUCAGAUCCAGCUUCGCUUGGUUGGAACAUCGAGGGUCCCCAACGAAGGUCGCCUGGAGGUUCUGUAUAAUGGUCAAUGGGGCACUGUGUGCGAUGAUGACUUCAACGUGGAAGUGGCAAAUGUGGUCUGCAGGCAACUGGGCUUUGAGAUGGCCAUGAACUGGGCGCACAGUGCAAAGUACGGACAAGGGGAAGGUCCCAUCUGGUUGGAUAACGUCCGCUGCUCGGGGGUUGAGACCUCUUUGAUAGAAUGUGAGUCCAAUGGCUGGGGAGUCACCGACUGCAAGCAUUCAGAGGAUGUCGGCAUACUGUGUUCAACAAGCCGGCUACAGGGAGCGCCACCACCUCAAAUUAUUACCGCCCAGCAUACAAAAAAGAUCGAGGAAGUUCGAAUUAGGCCGAUUUCGGCCCGUGCCAAGGCCAGCCUCCCUGUUACAGAGGGCAUAGUGGAGGUGAAGCAUCACGGCCGGUGGAGGCAGAUUUGUGACCAAGGCUGGACUCUAGAAAACAGCAGAGUCAUCUGUGGAAUGUUGGGCUUCCCUGGAGAGAUUCAAGCCAAUGAAAAGUUUUACAGAAAACUUUGGAAUAUGAAAAUGAAAGUUCCAAAAUCCAGGUUGAAAAUGCUGAGUCAGAAAAAAAUGUUCUGGAUCCACAAAGUCAGCUGCUCGGGAACUGAACCCCAUCUGGCUAACUGCAACGUGCAGAUUUCCCCCAAGACCCCCAAACAUCCGUGCAGGACUGGGAUGCACGCCAUAGCGAAAUGCGUCGCCCCACCCACCACUGCCAAUGGAAACGGAAAUAACUUCAAAAAAGCAUUUAGGACUAUGGAGCCCCUGGUGCGACUGAGGUCUGGCCCCCAUGCCGGAGAAGGAAGAGUAGAGGUGUUAAGGAAUGGGAAGUGGGGAACGAUCUGCGACGACAAGUGGAACCUCGUUUCGGCCAGCGUGGUCUGCCGGGAGCUCGGUUACGGAUCUGCCAAAGAAGCCAUUUUAGGCGCCCAGUUGGGACAAGGAAUGGGUCCAAUCCACAUGAAUGAAGUCGUGUGCACAGGACGGGAGAAGUCCAUCACCGAAUGUAAGUUCAAAGAGGCCAGUAUAGUGGGGUGCCAACACGAAGAAGACGCCGGCGUCAGAUGUCAUGUGCCAGAGAUGGGGUACAACAGCCAGAUUCGGCUGGUUGGAGGAAGGUCAAGUGAAGAGGGGAAGGUGGAAGUGCAGAUGGUCGUUAAAGGUGUGAAGAAGUGGGGAGCGAUGUGCGGAGAGCUCUGGGGCAUGAAUGAAGCCAUGGUCGCUUGUCGCCAGCUGGGGCUCGGCUUUGCCAAUCACGCGAUACAGGAGACGUGGUAUUGGCGGGGUACCCAGGGGGCAGAAGACAUCGUCAUGAGUGGUGUGCGUUGCUCUGGCACAGAGUUGUCGAUUCAGCAGUGUCGUCACCACAGUGUUGUUCAUUGCCCUCGAGGAGGGGGUCAUCGAUCGGCUGGUGUCAGCUGUACAGACCAUGCUCCAGACCUCAUACUGAAUGCACAGCUGGUACAGGAGUCGGCCUACCUGGAGGACCGUCCCCUUCACAUGCUGGAAUGUGCCCACGAAGAGGAGUGUCUGUCCAAAUCAGCAGAUGAAAUGUCCUGGCCGUACGGACACCGAAGACUUCUCCGCUUCUCGUCGGAGAUACACAAUAUUGGGAGGUCUGACUUCACCCCAAGGAAUGGGAGGCACACCUGGGUCUGGCAUGAAUGUCACAGACAUUACCACAGUAUUGAAGUCUUCACCCACUACGACCUCCUCAAUAUGAACGGCUCCAAAGUAGCUGAAGGACACAAAGCCAGCUUCUGCCUGGAGGACACACGUUGUGGAAAAGGAAUCCAGAAGCGCUACGAGUGCGCCAACUUCGGCGAACAAGGAAUAACGGUGGGCUGCUGGGAUACCUACCGCCAUGACAUCGACUGCCAGUGGAUCGAUCUCACGGACGUCGGCCCCGGGGACUAUAUUUUCCAGGUCAUUCUGAACCCAAAAUUUGAAGUGGCAGAAUCGGAUUUCAGGAACAAUGUGAUGAGGUGUCGGUGUAAGUAUGACGGGAAGAAGAUCUGGAUGCACAGCUGUCACACAGGUGACGCAUACAGCGCAGAUCUGGAGGAAGAGUUUGAGAAUCAGCAAAGACUUUCCAACAACCUGGUGUAGCCCUCCGGUGCUCCCGGGACAUCUCAUGGACUUAUUCAUGCCAGAUACUGCUCCGGAAAUCCAGCCCAGGUUCAGAUGAGGUUCAAACAAGUCACAACUGGAAAAAGCGUCAAUCUCAGGUCUUCAGCCAACACAUGGAAUAUAAACUGACUUUUGUUUACAUGGCAACUCUUCUAAAGGAGGAGAAAACCACCCACACACACAGGAUUGGACAUUCGAUUGGGAAAUCUGCUCCGAAAGUGAUAUUUCCAAAUAUAAUUAAGUUAAAGUGAAUAAGAAAAGGUUUCAUGAUGUCAUCUGUGCUGUCUCAUAUUGUUCUAUUAUAACUGGAUUUACAA
This is a messenger RNA of Rana temporaria (common frog), 2974 nucleotides long. It is a transcript of the gene LOXL4, whose product is annotated as lysyl oxidase like 4. Gene Ontology annotation, biological process: peptidyl-lysine oxidation. Lineage: Eukaryota; Metazoa; Chordata; Amphibia; Anura; Ranidae. The coding region runs from base 369 to 2636 and encodes 755 amino acids. The transcript is spliced from 16 exons. Gene Ontology annotation, molecular function: protein-lysine 6-oxidase activity; copper ion binding. The record is from RefSeq and is a predicted model, not a curated record. Gene Ontology annotation, cellular component: membrane.